GGGGCGGGCGAAGCGGUGACGAGGUGGCGAUAGGGCGGAGGAGCUGAGGCGGGGAGACUGGACCUCUGCGAGUGGGGAGCUGAGAGGCUGCGGGCCGCAGUUGGGUCCUGCAGAAGCUUCUGCGGACGGAGUCCCAGCGAUGGGCGAUGCACAGGCGGAAGGGGAGGGUCCGCGCUGCGUCGGCUGCGGCGGGCGCGUCAAGACGCUCUUCGUGCAGUAUUCCCCGGGCAACAUCCGCUUGAUGAAAUGCGAUAACUGCAAGGCUGUUGCUGAUCCCUACAUCGAGUGCGAGUUCAUGAUCAUCUUGAUUGAUCUGAUCCUGCACAAGACAAGGGCGUACCGCCAUAUUCUGUUUAAUAAGCUGAGCAUGGGAUCGUCUGUUGACAAGGGAAUAUUUUACCGGUCCACUUUGAUACAUAUUGCUCUUGACGCAUUCAGAAUAUCUUUUUCGAAAGGAAACAGAGCUGAUGGGGCUUCAUCCACGAGCAUUUUCUCUACAAUUUUCAAUUGCUUUGAGGUUAUUGGCGAUGCAUUGUUAGGGAACAUCAUAUUUGCGAUCAUAUUAUUCCUGGGAGUGCGGUUCAUUCUCAAACUAUCUUUCGACAUUACAAGGUAUAGAGAGGUUCUAUUCGCUGUCAUCAUUUCAAGCUACUUCAAGUUGUUUCUUUUCACAAUGAUGGUUUGGGAGUUUCCAUCAUCUGUUAUAUUCAUUGUUGAAAUGUUUGUUCUCUCAUCGAACGUUGUAGCCCUGAGAGGGGCUUUCUGCAAUCAAGAUCUCUAGUGAUGGGAUCAGACAGAUGUCCCCAGUUCUGCAUCGUAGUCGUUUCGCAGUUUCCAAAAGCCCACUGUUUUGGGGUCUGCCUCAUGGCGCAUGCAGCAAAAUACUUGACCGAGAGAUGGAUCCUCUGGAAGCCAUGAGCGUAAAACCAUCCAGAUCAUCCUUGAACUUCAAGCAGGGCCGUAUCAGUGGAUGAACUGGUUCUCCAAUCCGUCCCGCUUCUUGAACUCCUUCUAGCUCGCGGUGCAGCUCCACGCCGUGAUGAUGAGCUUAGGCUUUAGCUAAUCAUUUCGGACGAAUUAUUUGUAUGUGUUGCUCCCCACCACCCUGUUAGCAGUUAUGGUCUUCUGGACCAUGCUACAACUGCACACGGGCUCUUGGCAUUGUUGCUGCACUGCACACCUGUUGUUGAGCAAUCUUUUCCAUGUGUACUUGCCCCAAAGACGGAUAUGGCAUCUUACUUGUAGGUUGCCACUGAGGUGCGUGGCUGGUCUUUGGUCCCUUCCCCCCUACUAACGGCCUAGGUAGCCUCUGCAUCUCCUGCUGACGAAAACAACGCAGCAAAGAAAGGAUCUAUUCCCAUUGUGUUUCGCAUGGCAUGGAAGGGUUUCCUGGCUGUAGCUGCAGCCUGCAGCCUGUCCUUCAGUGGUGCGGUGCCUACUGCUAUCGCUCGUGUUGGGCGGCGCCACGGCAGCAGGCUUCCACUGGGAACAACGGCGCCCGGCACAUGACGGCAGCGAAGCGACCGGCAUCACCUGCCUCGCUGUGCACCGACAAUGGUUCUCUCCUAGCAUUUGAUUCUGUGAGGCUGACGCAUGACUUCGUGGCGAUAGUGACUGUAUCAGUGUAAGUUCACGAUUGUGUGGUGUAUGUACCGAACUACCGAUCACUUUACCCGAAAGCUUGCUCUAA
Panicum virgatum (switchgrass) is the source of this 1690-nucleotide messenger RNA. Its product is annotated as protein ARV 2-like. Lineage: Eukaryota; Viridiplantae; Streptophyta; Magnoliopsida; Poales; Poaceae. The coding region runs from base 140 to 781 and encodes 213 amino acids. Gene Ontology annotation, biological process: sphingolipid metabolic process; sterol metabolic process; intracellular sterol transport. Gene Ontology annotation, cellular component: Golgi apparatus; cortical endoplasmic reticulum. The record is from RefSeq and is a predicted model, not a curated record. The transcript has 11 exons.